Messenger RNA from Lachancea nothofagi CBS 11611, 591 nucleotides. Lineage: Eukaryota; Fungi; Ascomycota; Saccharomycetes; Saccharomycetales; Saccharomycetaceae. The record is from the annotation of a GenBank genome assembly.
AUGGCCACUGAUCUCUCGUCGCUCAAUUACAAUUCGAACUCCAAGCUUCUGGAAGUUCCAGGAUGCUCAGAGGAUGUGGAGAUGAAUAUUCAGCAGAUCAACAAGCUAACGCAGGAUCUGGUAGCCGAAAAUAACCCUAAUUUCACACCACAACCACACGACGACUCUACUUCAAUGAUCAAGAAACUUUUCGAGAGUGGCUUGAAGAAUCUCCAACAGCAGAAAAUGGCAGAAGCUUUGAAAUCCAUCAAUUUGGCUAUAGAAAUGGCCCAGCGCAAGAGAGCCCCAUGGGAAGCCUUUGCCGUACAACUACAAGAACUGCAAUUCAUGCUAAAGAAUAGAGUCGAUCUCAGCCUGAUACAGGGUAAAUUUAUGGACGGCCUGCAAGAUCUAGAUUUUCUACAAAAUACGGGUCUCAACUCAUCUGAUGUCUUCAUUCGCAAAACAGACGCACUCAUGAAGUUGAAACAGUAUGAACUGGCUCGCUCAGAGGUUGAACGCGGUCUAAGUCUCGAUCCCACGAACAUCAAGCUCAAGUCAUUGCACAUCGAAAACUCUCGCAGACUCGCCGAGUAUAAUGGAGAUAUCUGA